This is a messenger RNA of Mitosporidium daphniae, 744 nucleotides long. RefSeq names its product G2/M B-type cyclin Cdc13. The transcript is spliced from 3 exons. Gene Ontology annotation, biological process: mitotic cell cycle phase transition; regulation of cyclin-dependent protein serine/threonine kinase activity. Gene Ontology annotation, molecular function: cyclin-dependent protein serine/threonine kinase regulator activity. Lineage: Eukaryota; Fungi; Microsporidia. Bases 1 to 744 code for a protein of 247 amino acids. The record is from RefSeq and is a predicted model, not a curated record. Gene Ontology annotation, cellular component: cyclin-dependent protein kinase holoenzyme complex; centrosome; cytoplasm.
AUGCCGGAUCCCAAUUACAUUUCAUUCCAAACAGAAGUAACAUGGGCAAUGCGAUCGGUCCUGGUUGACUGGCUCGUUGAAAUCAACAUGAAGCUCAAAUUGCUUCCCGAGACGCUUUUCCUGGCCGUCUACCUGACAGAUCGAUUCUUGUCCAUAAGAACGGUGUCGGUGACAAAGUUGCAGCUGGUGGGGAUUACGGCAACCCUGAUAGCCUCAAAAUAUGAAGAGAUUCUUUCACCCUCGAUUUCAAAUUUUGUUUAUCUUUCCGAUAAUACUUUUGACGAUCAGGAAAUACUGAAGGCCGAAGUGUACAUGCUCAACUCGCUCCAAUUCAACCUUUCCUAUCCCAAUCCAUACAUGUUUCUUCGAAGGAUCUCCAAAGGGGACAAUUAUGAUAUUCAAACGAGAACUUUGGCAAAGUAUUUUUUAGAAUCGUCCUUGCUUGAGCAUUCGUUUCUCUCAUACCCCCCUUCUAUAUUGGCGGCGUCAGCAAUGUAUUUGGCAAGAAAAAUGAUCUUUCCAAAGACGGACUGGAACCAAAGAAUGUCAUUUUUCUCGGGAUAUUCAGAGCCACAACUAAUGCCUUGUGCUAAAAGCUAUAUUUCAUUUUUCCAAAGGCCCCUCGCCCAUGAAACCGUAUUCAAAAAGUUCUCAUCCAGAAGAUUGCUCAAAGCAAGCAUCUUUGUGCGCGAUUAUAUGGUCAAGCUGCAAGGACAGACAUCCAGCACUACGCCUGCUCAAUGA